AUGCGUUUUUCUUCUUUGCUCGCCUGCCUAGGUGCAGUCGGCAUUCAAGCCGCUGCUAUACCAUUCCAAAGGCGUGUUGAUAACACUACCGACAGUGGAAGUCUUGAUGCUGCUCAAGCUGCGGCUGCUAUAGUCGAUGGCUACUGGCUAAACGAUCUCUCCGGCAAAGGCAGAGCCCCUUUUAACAGCAACCCGAACUACAAGGUCUUCCGAAAUGUCAAGGAUUACGGAGCGAAGGGUGACGGUGUCACUGACGACUCUGAUGCCUUCAACCGUGCCAUCUCUGACGGCAGCCGUUGCGGCCCAUGGGUUUGCGACUCGUCAACUGACAGCCCAGCUGUUGUUUACGUGCCUUCUGGAACCUAUCUCAUCAACAAGCCCAUCAUCUUCUACUACAUGACUGCUCUCAUCGGUAACCCCCGCGAACUUCCCGUCCUCAAGGCUGCAUCUUCACUCCAAGCUCUUGCUCUGAUCGACGGAAGCCCCUACAGCAACCAAAACGGUGAGCCCGGCUGGAUCUCAACCAACUUGUUCUUGCGCCAAAUCCGCAACUUGAUCAUCGAUGGCACUGCUGUUGCACCAACAUCGGGUUUCCAGGCUAUCCAUUGGCCCGCCUCUCAAGCCACCACGAUCCAAAAUGUCAAGAUCCGCAUGACACAGGCGUCCAACUCUGUUCACGCUGGUAUCUUUGUCGAGAAUGGAUCUGGCGGUCAUAUGGCCGACCUCGACAUCACCGGUGGUCUGUACGGCAUGAACAUUGGCAAUCAGCAGUUCACCAUGCGUAACGUCAAGAUCUCCAAGGCUGUCGUCGGUAUCUCACAAAUCUGGAACUGGGGCUGGCUGUACUCUGGUCUCCAGAUCAGCGACUGCGGCACUGCUUUCUCCAUGGUUAACGGUGGCUCUGCUGGCAAACAGGAGGUUGGCUCCGCCGUCAUCAUCGAUUCUGAGAUUACCAACUGCCAAAAGUUUGUCGACUCAGCAUGGUCGCAGACCAGCAACCCUACCGGUUCCGGCCAGCUCGUCAUUGAGAACAUCAAGCUCACCAACGUUCCCGCUGCUGUUGUCAGCAAUGGCGCCACUGUCCUCGCUGGCGGCUCUCUUACCAUCCAGACCUGGGGUCAGGGCAACAAGUACGCACCCAACGCAUCUGGCCCAUCCAAGUUCCAGGGCGCCAUCAGCGGUGCCACUCGUCCCACUGGUCUCCUCCAGAACGGCAAGUUCUACUCCAAGUCGAAGCCACAGUACGAGACUCUCAGCACUUCAAGCUUUAUCAGUGCCCGCGGUGCAGGUGCAACCGGUGAUGGUGUCACUGACGACACACGCGCCGUCCAGGCUGCCGUCACUCAGGCCGCGUCUCAGAACAAGGUCCUCUUCUUCGAGCACGGCGUCUACAAGGUCACCAACACCAUCUACGUUCCCCCCGGCUCCCGCAUGGUCGGUGAGAUCUUCUCCGCCAUCAUGGGCUCUGGCAGCACCUUCGGCGACCAAGCCAACCCCGUCCCCAUUAUCCAAAUCGGCAAGCCCGGCGAGUCCGGCAGCAUCGAGUGGUCCGACAUGAUUGUCCAGACCCAAGGCGCAACCCCAGGAGCCAUCGUCAUCCAGUACAACCUCAACACGGCCCUUGGCUCCGGUCUCUGGGACGUCCACACCCGCAUCGGCGGCGCAAAGGGAACCAACCUCCAAGUCGCCCAGUGCCCCGCGGUCCUCGGCCAAGUCAAGCCCGAAUGCUUCUCUGCGCACACCAACGUGCACGUAACUAAGGGCGCCAACGGCGCCUACUUUGAAAACAACUGGUUCUGGACCGCCGACCACGACCUCGACGACGCAGACUCGACCCGCAUCAACAUCUACACCGGCCGCGGCUUCCACGUCGAAGCAAACAACGUCUGGAUCUGGGCAAACGGCGCAGAGCACCACACCAUGUACCAGUACCAAUUCAACGCCGCCCAAGACAUCUUCGCAGGCUACAUCCAAACCGAGACCCCCUACUUCCAACCCACACCCAUCGCACCCCUUCCUUACGUCUCCUCUUCCAAAUACUCCGACCCCGUUUACUCCUCCUCGCAAACAUCAGCCUGGGGCCUCCGCUUGCUCGACGCAAAAAACGUACUCAUCUACGGCGGCGGCCUCUACUCCUUCUUCGACAACUACGACGUCGGAUGCUCUUCUCCCACCGCCCCCAACGGCUUCCGCGACUGCCAGACCCGCAUUCUGAGCAUCGAGGGAUCGACGAGUGUCCAGGCGUUUGGAUUCAGCGAGGUUGGUGUCGAGUGGAUGGUUACGGCCGCUGGUCAGGAUAAGGCGAAUUGGAAGGAUAAUCUAAGUGUUUAUCCUACUACCAUUGGGUAUUUGAGCUAUGGGUUUUAA
Messenger RNA from Bipolaris zeicola 26-R-13, 2367 nucleotides. Its product is annotated as glycoside hydrolase family 55 protein. Gene Ontology annotation, molecular function: polygalacturonase activity. The record is from RefSeq and is a predicted model, not a curated record. The transcript is spliced from 3 exons. Lineage: Eukaryota; Fungi; Ascomycota; Dothideomycetes; Pleosporales; Pleosporaceae. The coding region runs from base 1 to 2367 and encodes 788 amino acids.